AUGCUUUGCGCAAUCUCCGGCGAGGCACCGCAGCAGCCAGUGGCUUCGCGCAAGUCUGGCAAUGUCUUCGAGCGUCGUUUGAUAGAGACUUACAUCUCUGAGCACGGCUCCGACCCUGUCAAUGGCGAGGAACUUUCUGUCGACGACCUGAUCGAUCUCAAGCAAUCGCGUACCGUUAAGCCCCGGCCACCACAGCUCACCUCGAUUCCGGCACUACUUUCGACCUUCCAGAACGAGUGGGACGCUUUGGUAUUGGAGACAUAUCAGCUGAAAAAGCAGCUGGGCGAGACACGGCAGGAGCUGAGCAACGCGCUGUACUACAACGAUUCGGCGCAGAGAGUCAUCGCACGUUUGCAGCAGGAGAGAGAUGAGGCUCGCGAUGCUCUGUCGAGAGUGUCGGUUACAGGAGGAGCGAAUGGUGUGAACGGCACAAAUGGCGAUGCCAUGCAGAUUGAUGGAGCUCCGCUUUCAGAUGAGGUUGUCGCCAGAAUCACAGAAACACAAGAGCGCCUGUCCAGCACCCGGAGGAAGCGACCUGUGCCUACGGAGUGGGCUACUGCGGAUGAGAUCCAGACCUACGAUGUCAAGGGCUCGAUUGACACACAAUUCACUGGCGCCAAGUUCCUUGCGGCAGACCACACCGGGGACUUCUUCUUGUGCGGUGACUCUGACGGUGCCAUGGCCAUCUACGAUCUACAGGCUGGUGCCUUCACCACGAGGAGCAACCUUGGCGCUGGUGCGAUCCUAGGUGGUGGAUGGUGCAAUGACAAGCCUGCUGUGGCUACAUCAAGCGGCGUGGUGGCAAUAGCAGAGGAGGGUGCUGUGAAGGCGAAGUUCCAUCAACAUGCGGGUGCUGCAACAGCUGUUGCUGGUCAUCCAAGCGGCGAGAUUCUGGUCUCUGUGGGCGUUGACAAGAGCUAUGUCCUGUACGACAUACACGCAUCCAAGGUGGCCACUCAGGUCUAUGGCGACGUUGAACUUUCUGCUGUCGCCUUCCACCCCGACGGACACCUUCUCGCAGUUGGUGGCGCGGACGGGAGUGUCAGACUGUACGACGUCAAGGCUGGACAGCACGCACACACAUUCCCAGCACCAUCAGCUGCAAGCCCAGUUGUGGCUAUCACUUUCUCCGAAAACGGAACCUGGUUGGCAUCGGCGAACGAGGGUCAAACCGCGGUAACUGUGUGGGAUCUUCGCAAGCUCAAUGCUCUGAAGACACUCGACAUUGGUACUGUAGUGACCGGCAUCUCGUGGGACUACACCGGCCAAUUCCUGGCGGCUAGCGGAGCAGGUGCAGUGGUGGUCAGCCAGUACUCGAAGAGCUCGAAGUCCUGGUCUGAGCCUCUUCGCAAGGCUCUCAACGCAACAGACGUGAAGUGGGGAUCGAAGGCCAAGAGCCUGGUGGCUCUGACUGCAAAGAAGCGUCUUGCAAGGUGUGAAGGAAAACCAAUCGGUUCAUCAGCGCCUCCAACACACACACCCUCCGAAACCUCGCGCUUCUCGACCUCGACCACGACUACACAACACACAGCACCGCACUGUGACUUGCGAACCUCAAACUUGUGCAGCCAUCGCCCGACUUCACCUAAAGCAAUGGAUCUGGCGACAGGUGCGAGCAGUUCUGGUGCUUUCCCGCUCAUAAGACGCACUUCCACGAAGAGGAGCUUCGGUACAAUGGCAGACGACAGCCGCGAAAGCUCGCCUGAUUCACUAUUCAUCCCGCAGAACGAUCACUACACGAAUGAACACACCGCACAACGUGCUCGUACACGUGGUGCACUUGCUCUUCCACCACAUAUCGCAACCCGACCAUUCCGCUUCCCUGGCGACGGACUCGACUACAGACGACCGAUCAUGUCGAACGGUGAAGGUGCAGCAGGUGGAGCAGCGAGUCAUGGUCACGAGGUAAUUGAUCUUACGGAUGAUGGUCAGGGUGAUGCUGCAGCCGAGCCUGCGCAGCAGACAGCAAUGGCGAGCUCUUCACGUGCGCAAAGGCCUCCCAGAUUCGGCAGGAACAUAAUAGACAUCGAGAGUGAAGAGGAGGAAGAGCAUCGCAGUGAGGCAUUACAUGAGCAAGCCCCCGCCAUGACCGGCUUCAUACCUCCUCGAGACCAACGUAACCCUUACGCUCACCAUCCACGAUUCUCACAACUACGACGACCCUCUAGACAAACCACAAGCAACUCUGCCAAUACGGCCGACCUCGAAUUCCUCUCAGAGCGCCCUCGCUCACGACCGCAGACUGCUAGCCGGUCACAGACGCCGGCAGUACCAGCACCAAGAAGUCUCACUCCAUACCCAACAGGCGUGGGCGAGCCGAUCGACCUUACUGGGGAAGAUGACGAGGUGGUCCACCUCAACACUGUGCCACGGCCCGCUGAUAACCUCGUAAGACCAGGCACGACUGCUGGCAGUGGUACUAGGAGCUUCUUCGGUGGCGUGGCCGGCAUAAUCAAUAACAUGAGUGCGGGCAACAGACUGGGAGAGCGUAUACGGGGAUACUUUGGUGAUUUCGACAUGGCAGAACAGCAGGAGAUACUCGAUCGGGCAUUGGAACGCCGGCAGCAGAUACCGCCGCCGCGUAGAGGUACGGUUUCUGCUCAAGGCGGUCGGGUCGGUAACAUGCCUGGAAUGCACAUCGCCUUCGACUACGAACCCGUAGCCUUCGAUCUGGGCAUCGUCGGAGGCAAUAGACCGCCCACACCUCCGUACGAAGCCCCUCCACCUGCAGCAGCCGGAUUCACACGCAGCCCUGGAGAGGACGAGGUGGUGGUGUGUCCGAACUGUGGAGACGAGCUCGCGAUGGGAGACGGCGAUGAGAAGCAACAGGUUCACGUUAUCAAGAAGUGCGGCCACGUAUAUUGCGGCGAUUGUGCUCGGAACCGCACGAAGAGCGCUCGAAGCAAGAAGGGGAAGGGCAAAGCACCAGCUCAUGGACCUCAAACCUUCAAGCACUGCGUCGUGAGCGGAUGUAAGGAGUCUGCUACUGGCAAGGCGAUGAUUCAACCUGCGCGGACAGAGCCACGCACUAAAAGCUCGCCCUCUGGCCCGAAGACUCUCUACCUCAUCCUCUACAAUGCCAUCUCCGCCCUGCUAUGGUCUGUCGUGCUUGGACGCGUCCUCCUGAUCGCACCGCUCCAUGGCUACCGAAACGUGUUUGUUGGAGUUGGGGAAUUUACAAAGUGGACACAGACGCUGGCCACGUUGGAGAUUGUGCACUCGCUCUUAGGCAUCGUCCGCGCACCACUCCUCACCACUCUCAUGCAAGUCGCAUCCCGCCUUCUCCUCGUCUGGGGCAUCGUUCACAACUUCCCGAACACUACCGCCCGCAGCUCGCCAGCUUAUUCGACCAUGUUGAUCGCGUGGAGUGUCACGGAGGUUAUAAGGUACAGCUACUUUGCUGUGAACCUGGCGUAUGGACGCGUGCCGAAGUGGAUGACCUGGCUGAGGUAUAAUACGUUCUUCGUGCUGUACCCUUUGGGAAUCAGUAGUGAGUGUUGGUUGGUCUGGAGGGCGAUUGAGCCGGCGAAGACGUGGAAUGCGGCGUUGGAGUGGGUGUUGAGGUUGGUGUUGUUUGUUUAUGUGCCGGGAUCGUAUGUUCUGUUCACGCAUAUGAUGGCACAGAGGAAGAAGGUCAUGCGGAGCUUGAGGGAGAAGAAGGCGGAGUAA
Fulvia fulva is the source of this 3669-nucleotide messenger RNA. RefSeq names its product Pre-mRNA-processing factor 19. The transcript has 11 exons. The record is from RefSeq and is a predicted model, not a curated record. The coding region runs from base 1 to 3669 and encodes 1222 amino acids. Gene Ontology annotation, biological process: DNA repair; mRNA splicing, via spliceosome; protein ubiquitination. Gene Ontology annotation, cellular component: Prp19 complex; cytoplasm; U2-type catalytic step 1 spliceosome. NCBI's taxonomy places the organism in Eukaryota, Fungi, Ascomycota, Dothideomycetes, Mycosphaerellales, Mycosphaerellaceae. Gene Ontology annotation, molecular function: protein binding; ubiquitin protein ligase activity.